AUGAUACAUUCAUAUUUCACCUUCGAAGCUCGUAAGCGUUUUGACAAAGCUGCCCUUAUAUAUGACCAGGCACGUGAAAAGUUUAUGUCAUUGAGAAAAAGCACUAAGAUUGAUAUUGCCACUGUCGUAGAAGAGGAACUGAAGAUUGCAAGAACGUCGUUUGAGGAAGCACGAUUCAGUCUGGUUGGUGCUCUUAAUAACAUUGAGGUCAAGAAGAGAUUUGAGUUUGUGGAGGUUGUCACUGGAAUUAUGGACGCCCAUCUUCGAUACUUUCAACAGGGAAAUCACCUACUACAACAGAUGGAACCUUUCAUUAUUGAGGUUUUGGAUUAUGUACAACAGUCAAAAGAAAGUUUCGAUAAGGACCAGCUUUUACUUUUUAAAAGAAUGCAAGAACACAAAAAACAAGUUUAUCAAGAAAGUAGGCUGUCCUUGAAUGGCCCUUACGGUUCUCCUAGUGGAGAAUCUGUUCAUCCUUUUUCUAGGAUAUCAAAUGAAGUAGUAGAUGUAGUAAGCGAAUCUGCAGCAAAUGGAAAGGUUCAAAUCAUUCGACAAGGAUAUCUUUCGAAGCGAUCUUCCAAUUUGAGAGGUGACUGGAAAAGAAGAUAUUUUAUUCUUGAUAGUCGAGGAAUGUUGUACUACUACCGCAAACCAUGUAGCGUGUCAUAUGGCAGCAAUCAAUUAUCUCCAAGGAAGAAUAGUGUCACGGAUAAUGGUUCUGGGCUUCUGAGCCGAUGGCUUUCUUCUCAUUACCAUGGGGGCGUCCAUGAUGAAAAAUCUGUAGCACGUCAUACAGUAAAUCUGCUAACGUCAACAAUCAAGGUUGAUGCUGAUCAGUCAGAUUUAAGAUUUUGCUUCAGAAUAAUUUCACCAUCGAAGAACUAUACAUUGCAGGCAGAAAAUGCAGUGGACCAGAUGGAAUGGAUGGAAAAGAUAAAUGGAGUAAUUGCCUCCUUGUUGAGUAUCCAGACACUAGGAUCACCUCUAUCAGCUGACUCAGAAAACAGCCACUCUUACUUUACCAAUAAGAGUAAUGUGCUAGAAAGUUCUCCAGAUGAUGAUCUCACUGAGCUUGAAAAGGCCGCCUCCAAGAAUUUCACUCCUAGUAACCAUUUACAUUCAUCUAAAAGUAUGCAGUUUCCUAAACACAGUAUAAGAAAUGAAAAACCUAUUGAUGUUCUUAGAAAGGUGAGCGGGAAUGACAAAUGUGCUGAUUGUGGUAGACCUGAGCCAGAUUGGGCAUCUUUAAACCUUGGCAUCCUUAUAUGCAUUGAAUGCUCUGGUGUUCAUCGUAAUCUUGGUGUGCAUAUAUCUAAAGUAAGAUCACUCACACUUGAUGUGAAAGUCUGGGACUACUCUGUUUUAAGUAUGUUUGAGUCCCUGGGUAAUCAUUUUGCAAACUCAGUUUGGGAGGAGCUGUUAUGUUUAAGUAGUACUUUGCAAAAUGUUGACACCCCUGCUAGUUCAUCCAAGGCAAACAAAGACAAGCUAUUUCAUGCAAGAAAGCCAAAACACGAUGAUUCUAGUUCAUUAAAGGAAAGGUUCAUUCACGCAAAGUAUGCUGAGAAAAUCUUUAUUUGCCGGACAGAGAAAAACUCUGCGCAACAGAUGUUGAAAAGCAUCUGCGCAAAUGACAAGAAGGCAGUGUACCAGCACAUUGUCAAGUCAGAUAUGGAUAUCAAUGCCAUCAGUAGGCAAGCAUUUUCUGGCGUCUCUUUCAACGCGGCUUCUUUGAUUAAUUCAAACAUUUCAUCUGAAUGCGAGAAUCAGUUGAUUGAGGACAUACAAAAUGGUUCUAGUGUGCUUCACCUGGCUUGCCUAGCAAGUGAUGCUGGUAUGGUGGAUCUGCUCCUACAGUAUGGGGCAGAUAUAAACAAUUGUGAUUCAAGAGGCCGGACACCACUACAUUACUGUAUUACCAGGGGGAAGCCUGCUGCUGCAAAAGUGCUUCUUGUGAGGGGGGCCAAUCCAAAUGUAGCAGACAAAGAAGGCCACACUCCUCUUAAGCUUGCAUCAGAAACCGGCACCUUCUAUAGGCAUGUAUUUCCUGAAAACCAUUGGCUAACCCAAACUUUGCCGACCCAAAGUCAAACAGCUUUGCCAUUGGUUGGCCUAAAAACCAGUGUUUUUGAGGCAGCUUCCUUCAGAAUUGCUUCUCGUAACCGGAUUUUAAUCAGAAGCUGUCUAACUCUGGGUUCGCAAAGUUCGGGUCACUCAACGGUUUUUAAGAUAUGGUUCACUCAGAUAUGUUUCCCAAAGUUGUGGUACGUAACGAUGUAA
Molecule: messenger RNA, 2280 nt
Organism: Vicia faba (fava bean)
Lineage: Eukaryota; Viridiplantae; Streptophyta; Magnoliopsida; Fabales; Fabaceae
Source: the annotation of a GenBank genome assembly